AAUCUGCAUCACAUUUAUAAUCUUUGACCAAUAGCUGUUGAAAAAAACUAAUAAAACCUCCUCAUUUCAAUUCUGGACGUUCAGUAUAUAAAGACGGUGUUAGAAUAGUUUAAUCAGAUCGAAACAAAAAGUUGAUCCAAAUAGCAAAAUGAAAUUCCUAGUAGUUCUCGCCGUAGCCGUGGCUUGCGCCAGCGCUGACGUGUCUCACGUCGUGAAGGAUGACUUCCAUGCUCCCAUCGAGUCAUCUUCCUUCGACAUCGAACCUCAGGGAGACUUCAAGUACUCUUUCAAAACCGGCAAUGGAAUCUACGCCGAAGAAUCUGGUGUCCUCAAGAACGCUAACUCGGACUACCCCUCUUUGGACGUGAGCGGUGGCUUCAAAUACACCUCCCCCGAGGGCCAGGCCAUCGAACUGUCCUACGUCGCUGACGAGAACGGAUACAGACCCCAGGGAAGCCAUCUGCCCGUUGGACCCGAAAUCCCCGCAGCCAUCAUCCGCAGUUUGGAGUACAUCGCAGCUCACCCCCCACCAGCUGAGGUCGUAAGGGCCUCCCCCGCCAAACUCGGUUAAGAAGUAUGAAGAACAAACCCAAGCUAGUACAAACUCCACUGCCAUAAUAUUAUAGUCAAUAUAAAUUUGUUUCGAACAGUUGUAA
Molecule: messenger RNA, 656 nt
Organism: Spodoptera frugiperda (fall armyworm)
Lineage: Eukaryota; Metazoa; Arthropoda; Insecta; Lepidoptera; Noctuidae
Product: larval cuticle protein LCP-17-like
Exons: 4
Coding region: 149-571 (140 amino acids)
Cellular component (GO): chitin-based extracellular matrix
Molecular function (GO): structural constituent of chitin-based larval cuticle
Source: RefSeq, a predicted model, not a curated record